AUGGUGCCCCCUAGAGCCAAACAUUGUCUACUGUGCGAAUGCUGCAUUCUGAAAAGAGACCAUCACUGUUUCUUCGCGGGUUGCUGCAUUGGUUUUCACAACCAACGUUAUUUCACUGUGUUCUGUUUUUACGGCUGUCUAGGGUCUAUUUAUAGUCUUUACACAAUAUAUAUUUAUUUGGACAAAUAUUACACGCCAUUGUUCAGUCUGGAUUUCUAUGGUUACCUGUUGCCAUGGUUACUGUGGAGAUGGUUUUGGGGAGCCGCGCAUCAUUCUAUCAUCUGGUUAACUGUCUUACUAUACAUGUCUUGUGCGAGUUCUUUUGCCUGCACCUAUUUUUUCGCGUGGCAAAUAUAUUUAGUUUUCACUGGUCAAACCACGUAUGAAUUUUUAAAAAAGGACAAAACAUUUAAAAGACCUUUACUAGAGAAUCUAAAAUCUACUUUUGGUAAUUUGUCUCUGUUGAAUUUUGUUUGUCCUUUGCCAUUUUUUAAAAACCAUGGAAAUGGUAUAGAAUGGAGGACAACUUGUGGUUUGGAAGAAAAGAUUUGUUGA
Lottia gigantea (owl limpet) is the source of this 555-nucleotide messenger RNA. RefSeq lists its product as hypothetical. Bases 1 to 555 code for a protein of 184 amino acids. The record is from RefSeq and is a predicted model, not a curated record. Gene Ontology annotation, molecular function: palmitoyltransferase activity. The transcript has a single exon. NCBI's taxonomy places the organism in Eukaryota, Metazoa, Mollusca, Gastropoda, Lottiidae.